AUGGAACUGGAUCCCGUCGACCAGCUCCUCGAGCGCUACCUCGGCCUGCUCCACGAGUACACCACCCUGCGUGAGUCCCUGUCGACGGCGCAGUCGAGCAUGUAUCACCACAUAGCGAGGGCCAAUUUCAACGCAGAGAGGGGCCUUCGUUUCGGCCAGGACCACUACGACGAACGCAUGCAGGCGUCGAGGAGAGUCGAGGUCACGCCGGGCAGCCAGAGGUCCGCAUCAUCAAGACUCAGCAUCCGUACACUGGCCCCGGGCGGUGCCCUUGAUGCUGACGGAGAUGCUCGUGAGAAGAAGGAGGAAGGGCAGACCUCAGCAGACCCGUCUGAGGAUGACGAAUCUGUGGAUGCUGGAGAGGCACAGCGGCCGAACGAGAAAUCCCGGAACCCGCUGCAGUGGUUCGGCCUUCUGACACCCAUGCCACUCCGCAUGGCCCAAAGCGAGGCUAUCAAGAUCAUAGAAGACCUGGUUCCUAGGCUUGCCACAGUGAGUGCGGAGAUGGAGAGCCUCGAGAUCGAGGUGCGCAGGGCAAGAAAGAAGCGCGCCAAGGCGAGCGCAGGAAAGGACCAAGUUCACCCAGAUCGCACACCAGCAGAAAUCAGCCUGGGAUGA
Molecule: messenger RNA, 618 nt
Organism: Thyridium curvatum
Lineage: Eukaryota; Fungi; Ascomycota; Sordariomycetes; Thyridiales; Thyridiaceae
Exons: 1
Coding region: 1-618 (205 amino acids)
Biological process (GO): vacuolar proton-transporting V-type ATPase complex assembly
Cellular component (GO): Vma12-Vma22 assembly complex; extrinsic component of endoplasmic reticulum membrane
Source: RefSeq, a predicted model, not a curated record